CCUGGCCUUAGCGAACACGGGACAGGUGCAAGUAGAACGCAGAAUCUCGGCGUUUCUUCAGAACUGGCGCGGGAAGGAGAGGGUUACUACUAAUUUCCACUCGAGGUCAACGUUUUACGAAAUCAGAGACCAUCGGAGCAAUGCACAGGUUCCUGAAGUACGUUCUCAGACUUCUCCCCCUGAUGACAUUGCUGUAUCUCUGCCGCGUCAACAAGUUCCUGGAUCUUUACGUUGGUGUGGGAAACCGUUCUACGUUAGCGCCUGGAGAGCGAAACCAAAGAGAACUGCCUGAAGAGGUUUUUCAUCAAGGGGAAAUUUAUGCUCUAAGGGAAAUGGAGGUGCCCAACAAAGAGAGCCAGACUCGCCCAGGCCUCCGCAUGCUCUCGCGCCUGUAUGCUCACCGCCCGUCAGUCGAGGCCAAGUACUCCUCGCCCUCGCCCGACCUGAUGCCUCUUAUCGAGGCGCUGAAGCAAGAUUUAACCGUGAAAGGAGUGAUUAGGGAUCCCUGGGCCUUGGCAAGGGAGUGGGCCAGUUCCAAGUCCCUGGUGCCCAAAUCGGCUCCUGGCUUGGGAGACAUCAUGGCUGCCAUGGUCACUGCCCCGGUCACAGCCGCUGACAGCUGUAACGCAGGAACGCAGGUCAAAAUUUUGCUGAAGCUUCAAGGCGACCAGAAAGUUUUAUUUAAGCCUAAAAUAUAUCCUUCCACAGCAGUCAUCUACGGCAAGAACAGGGGAUCGGACCGACACCACGGAGAAAUCGCCGCCUUUUACCUUGGGAGAUUACUGGGUCUUGAGACGUUACCUGUUGCCGUGGGUCGCAAGAUCCGCCUGACAAAGGAGGUCCUCCCUGUGGCAUCGCCGGAAUUUGCGGAAACGUUUUUCACCAAUAAGAGGAACAAGACUUGCAUCCACGGCAGUUGUGGUCGCUGCAACCCCAACAGGGUUAGCUGUGCCGGAGAGGAGGACACAAUGGAAGGAGCUGUUAUCAUGUGGUUGCCUGAGCAUCUGCAUGUCUCGGAGAAUAGCUAUGCUUGGCAGCAUCAUUACAAGAGGAAGGAUCUUCUCCGAUGGGAAAAAGAUGAAAAUUUCUGCGAAGGGAUCUUACUCAGCGAUCAAGGGGAAAUAAUCCUGGAUUUCAUCGACAUGUCCGUCCUCGACUUCCUGAUUCAGAACACCGACAGACACCAUUACCUACAAGCGAAGGCCCCCAACGCGUCCAUCAUACUGGUCGACCAUGGCAAAAGUUUCGGGAAUCCAUAUGUUGAUUACAUGGAUAUCUUGGCUUCGCUGUUGCAAUGCUGCAGGAUCCGGGCGGCGACGCGCGCGCGGCUGGUCCUGCUGAGCGGCGGCGGGCUGUCCCGCGCUCUGAGGGAGCUCCUGGGCCUCGACCCGCUCGCCCCCGUGCUCGCCGACGUCCACCUCCGCGCCCUGGACCGCCGCCUCGAGCACGUCCUCGCCGCCCUCAGCGCCUGCAGCGAAAGGAAGGGCGGCUGGCACAAUGUGCUCUUCUGA
Messenger RNA from Penaeus indicus, 1511 nucleotides. RefSeq names its product glycosaminoglycan xylosylkinase-like. The coding region runs from base 141 to 1511 and encodes 456 amino acids. The record is from RefSeq and is a predicted model, not a curated record. Gene Ontology annotation, cellular component: Golgi apparatus. Gene Ontology annotation, biological process: protein phosphorylation. Gene Ontology annotation, molecular function: phosphotransferase activity, alcohol group as acceptor. The transcript has 9 exons. Lineage: Eukaryota; Metazoa; Arthropoda; Malacostraca; Decapoda; Penaeidae.